This is a messenger RNA of Suillus subaureus, 1354 nucleotides long. RefSeq lists its product as uncharacterized. The record is from RefSeq and is a predicted model, not a curated record. The transcript has 2 exons. Lineage: Eukaryota; Fungi; Basidiomycota; Agaricomycetes; Boletales; Suillaceae. Bases 75 to 1208 code for a protein of 377 amino acids.
GCUAGUAUGCAAGGGUUUCAAGGCGAGUAGCUUGGGUUUUCAAAGUGCUUCUUACGUACAGGAAGCAUAUCUAGAUGACUGAAGUUGCAAUACCGCUCUUAUAUUCCAGCGUGUGCUUGCACUCUGAGAAUUCCUUGCAGAAGUUUACUGCACAUCUUCACUCUGCAGACCAGAUGUGGGAUUCUAUCCGCAGAAUCCCUUACUCUACCCCCGGGCGUUGGGUGCAAGUGCUUGAUCUUUCGGAAUUUCUCGUAGAGCUGGAUUCCUCGGCGUGCUAUGCAAUUAACGCACUUUUGACGCAGCUUUUCCCACUGCUGCCGUCCCUCGCAAAGUUGACUUUGUACUCUGGAUUUCUGCUGAGCCGUCGCGCGCUUGCGUCUCUCACACACAGAGAUGGCAGCUCCAAUAUUCGUGCACUGGGCGGAAUUUAUUACGAUCCCUUCAUAUAUUCUGCGGUGGCAACUGGUGAAGACCCUUUCGUUCAGUUGCUGCGGGUAUGUGUAAAUCUGGAGCUACUGGAGGUCACCGGGGUUGGUUUAGAUGACACUGAUCUCGAGUCACAUUUUGAUAACACCGAAAAUCUCAAAACACCACAUAUGGUCGCCCCGCUUUAUUUACCGCACCUACGAAGCCUUACGCUAUUAUCCAUGCCUUCCUCUUUGUUGAUGCAUGCUCUUUUGCAUACGCCCCUACCACGUUUACGGACACUGUCACUUACUCCGUAUGAUGACAUCCCCUUUCCUGCAUCACUCUCGUCCCUCUUUCUUGAGAAGCACGGGCAGUAUCUUCAUGCCAUCUUUCUCUUCACUCCGAAGUCUUGGCCUACACGCUAUCAUUCAUCACCCAUUACUAUACUCCACACAUCCCCACGUCUCAGGCACCUCUCUCUGGAAUAUCCGCUACCGGCUCUUACAAUUGCAUCUCAAACACCAUUAACCGAUGCAUCAUCACCAUUUAUUCAUCCCCUCCAGAUCUUGUCGAUUCCCCGACCUAACAGUGACUUCUGGGUCACUUUGGAGAGGCUCCUCCCCUUUCUCCCUUCCCUACAAAUUAUACGUACACGCGACGUGCGGUGGCUGAGGCGUGGAAUGACUUUCCGUGCUCAGGAGACUGGAGUACAAGGUGAGAUGAGGGAAUGGAACCGUCGCUUGACUCGUAGAGGCAUUCGAUUGCUGGACAGCAAUUGGAAGGAGUUACAGGACGUGUGAAUGUGGAAUAUUCAAACUCUUGGAACUAGCUAUCGCUUGCUGACGUCUUGUAUGUUUUCGUGUUUCCUACUCUCUGCUCCUUGCUGUAUGUAGCUUUUACCUCUCACCUCUCAAUAUCAAUCCUGUCUCUGCGAGUCAAGGAAUUA